AUGUCUGGAAGAAUAGGGGUAGCUAGCAAUGCCACUGGAACUAAACAUGCCGAUUUGCCUGCAUCUGUUGCAGUCGUUGAUCUGAAUAGUUUGGUGUUACAAGAUGUUCCCACCAUUUAUAACAAUGAAUACAGCAAUGCUUCAAGCUCUUUGCUAUUUUUAAACAGUGGAAGCAACCCUUCCCACACAUUUGCAUCAAAUUUUGAACGAAAUUUUCCCUCCAAUGAUGAUUCUGCCUCACCUUUGGAAGCUGGGACAAGUUCUCAACCAAUUUCUGUACCUGUUUGUCUUGCUGAUCGUGCUACUCUACACUAUCUAUUAGCCAGAGAUACUCAAAGUGUUAAUUCUGUUGCAAAUUCGCUCAUCACUGGACAAGCAGCUUAUCAGAAAAAAAGAAAAAGAAUUGAUCCAGAAUAUGUUGAUUUUGGAUUAAGAGAUUGCCAAUGUCAAUACUGCAAUGCUCUGUUUUGGCCUGCAGAGCAAACAAAGAAGCAUGCUAAGCAUACUUCCUCUGUUUCAACCCCGCAAUUUACUGCGUGUUGCAUGAGCAACAAAGUACACUUUGCACGUGCUAAACCCACUCCUGCUUAUUUGGAACAUUUGUUAAACCCCAUGAAUUCUCAAGCCUUUUUGAAGUUUAAAACAAAUAUUAGAUCAUAUAAUUCAAUAAUGGCAUUAACUUCAAUGGGGGCCAAAGUUGAUCCGUCUAUCAACAAGCGUCGGGGUCCAUAUGUUUUUAAGAUUAACGAACCGUCUGAAAAACUUGAUCAACAGAUUGUUGGUGACCUCAUCAAAAUGCUGGAUGAGUGUAAUGAAGUUGUUAAGCUUUUUAGGCUCGCCAGGGAUAGGAUUAAUGAAGGGUCCAUAAGUAAUUUAAGGCUGCGUUUAUAUGGUGCACAGAGCAAUCGUGAUGUGCAGUACAAUUUGCCGACAUGUGACGGGAUUGGUGGGUUGAUAGUUGGGGAUAUCGGCCAAUUUCACACCGAAAGAGAUAUUGUUGUGGAGCAUAAGACUGAUGGCCUGCAGAGAAUCACAAAGUUACAUCCUAAGUACAUGGCACUUCAAUAUCCUCUUCUUCUCCCAUACGGUGAAGAUGGUUAUAGGAAAGGUCUCCCUUGGAAUCCCAAUUUUAGGGGGAGAAAACCAAAGGAUGGCAGCGGGGUAUCCAUGAGAGCAUUUUUUGGUUAUCAAAUUCAGGAUAGACCAGGCCAUACUGACACCCUGUUAAAAGGUGGGAGAUUGUUUCAACAAUACUUGGUUGAUGCAUAUGCGACACUUGAAGAAGACAGGUUAGAUUUCAUUAGAGCAAAUCAAGAUUCUUUGAGAACAGAAGGUCUUAAAGGAAUUCAUGAAGCACUUAAAGCAGGAAAUGCAGCUGGUUCUGCUGUUGGCAAGAGGGUUAUUCUGCCAACUUCGUUUACAGGUAGUGCUAGAUAUAUGAUAAAUAAUUAUCAGGAUGCCAUGGCUAUAUGUCGUCAGUUUGGAAAUCCUGAUUUAUUUAUCACUUUUACCUGUAAUGCUAAAUGGCCUGAAAUUAUUGAAGAUCUGCGUGAUAAACCUGGUUGUAAAGCUGAAGAUAGACCAGAUCUAAUUUCUAGAAUUUUUAAGGCAAAACUUGACCAUAUGAUUAAAUACCUCAAAUCAGGAAAACCUUUUGGCGACGUCGAAUCUGUCCUUUACACAGUGGAGUUCCAGAAAAGAGGUCUUCCUCAUUGUCAUAUCUUACUUUGGGUCAAAAAGCAUUAUAAGUGUCAUUCUCCUUAUGAUGUUGAUUCUAUAAUUUCGGCUGAGAUUCCUGAUCAAAGAUGUGACAAGGCUGGGUAUGAUGCAGUUUCACAAUACAUGAUACACGGUCCAUGUGGUGCUGCAAAUAAAUUUUCACCUUGCAUGAAAGAAAACAAGUGUUCAAAAAAAUUUCCUAAAUCUUUCACAAGUGAAACCACUUUUUCUGACGAGGGUUUUGUUAAGUAUAAGCGUCGAGAUAUAGAAAAUCUUUUUGUUCAAAAAAAUGGAAUCAAGCUUGAUAAUGCAUUUGUCGUCCCUUACAACCGUGAGCUAUUAUUGAAGUAUCAAGCACAUAUAAAUGUUGAAUCAUGUUGUCAAUCGAUGCUUAUUAAAUAUCUUUUUAAGUACAUAACUAAAGGUGCUGAUCGAGCUAGAGCUGUUUUCGAGGAUGAAGAGUUUGAUGAGAUUGUGGCUUAUCUAAACUGUAGAUACUUAUGCCCUUACGAAGCAGUUUGGAGAUUGUUACAGUUUCACAUUCAUUUUAGAGAACCAUCGGUUCAGAGAUUGUCUGUGCACCUUCCAUCUGACCAAAAUGUGGUUUUCAAAGAGACUGAUGAUCUCAACCAUGUUGUUAACAACCCUAAUCUUGAAAGCACAAUGUUAACACAAUGGUUUCAAACCAAUGUUGAAGACCCUGAUGCACGUGAGUUAUCUUACGUUGAAUUUCCUACAAAGUAUGUAUGGAAAAAUGAUGAGAAACAGUGGUCCCGUAGAAAAAAAGGCAGAUCUUUAGGUAGGGUUGCAUAUGUUCACCCUGCUGCCGGUGAAUUAUAUUACCUGAGAUUGUUGCUAAAUUACCAAAAAGGCAGCUUUGGAUUUGACCAUCUGAGGACCGUCAAUGCUGUUCUUCAACCCACAUUUCAAGCUGCAUGCACCUCUCUUGGUUUAUUAGGUGAUGAUAGGGAAUGGAAUAACGCUAUGUUAGAAGCUGUUCUCACUGCAUCAUCCUCUCAACUUAGGCAAUUGUUUGUCACAUUGGUUCUCUUUUGUGAUGUUGCUGAUCCAUCAGCUUUGUUUGAAACGCAUUGGAAGACGAUGUGUGAUGACAUUGUGAAAAAUAUGAUGAAUGCUUUUGGCUUGCAAAAUGUUUCUAAAUACCAAGAUGAAGUUAGAAAUUUACUUUUGUACGAGUUAGAAAAACUGUUUGUUGCUGCAAAUAGUUCUUUGUUGAAGCAUCACUUACCGCAACCAAGCAAUUUGAUGAUGGAUAGGCUUGCAAAUCGCAGUUCGCAGUUUGAGAGAAGA
Messenger RNA from Malus domestica (apple), 3030 nucleotides. The record is from RefSeq and is a predicted model, not a curated record. NCBI's taxonomy places the organism in Eukaryota, Viridiplantae, Streptophyta, Magnoliopsida, Rosales, Rosaceae.